This is a messenger RNA of Durio zibethinus, 3498 nucleotides long. Its product is annotated as myosin-binding protein 1-like. Gene Ontology annotation, molecular function: myosin binding; zinc ion binding. The record is from RefSeq and is a predicted model, not a curated record. NCBI's taxonomy places the organism in Eukaryota, Viridiplantae, Streptophyta, Magnoliopsida, Malvales, Malvaceae.
UCCAAAAUCCUCCCCAAAGAAUGAAAGAACAUCCCAAAGUCCGACCUAUUUUGACUUAAAUACCCUCAACCUCUGGCUAAACUUUGUAUUUCUCAUGCCCUUCACCCACUCUGCCUCUUCUGCCCCCGUAAUUCCUCAAUCUCCCCUUUGCCCUUCCCUAACCCCCUUUCUCCUUAAUUCCCGAUUUUCUCCCGGAACAAUCCCUGCCUUGCCCUUCUCAAUUUUACCCGCCAAAACAAAUAAAUUCCCCACUUUUCAAAAUUUCCUUCCUCUUCAUUUCUUUGCAAACUCCUAACUGAUUUGGUUACCAAUUAAAACCCUAGUUUCUUCUUCAAUUCCGGGGUGUUUUCUCGCUUGUACGCUUUGUUUCUUGUGUUUUUGGCCAAUACCCACUUCGUUUCUGGGCUUCUUGAAGCUCUUUUUACUGUGUUUUGAGGUCAUUUUGUUUUUGAGUUAAGGUUUCCAGUUCGGGUUUUUUUUUCUUAAUCCAGGUAUGUGAUGACAUAGAUGGAAAAUCUGUCUGCCUGACUAUCAUUUUUUAUAUUCGGGUUGUGUUGUUCCUAUACUGUGAUUGAUUUAUUCAAUGGCUAACCAUGAUCUGAUACUUGGACAAAGCCACAAGUUAGCAUUGGGGCAGAAUCAGCCACUGGUUAUAGGCCAUAAUCGUAAUUUGGGGCUCACCCAGAACCAUGAUUUGGAAUUAGGACAAACCCAUGAGCGUCAUUUAGGCUUGGGACAGGCCCAUGAUCAUGACCUAGGUUUAGGGCAUUCUCAUGAUCAUGAGUUGGAUUUAGGGCAGAGCCAUGACCAAGAAGGGGAUGUUGGUCACAGUUAUGGGCAUGAUAACGAGUUAGCUACUGAUCAAAAACCUGACCAGGGUGACCAUGAGUUUGCUUUAUCAGAGAAUAAUGCAUUGGUUGUUUCAGAAAACCAAGAGCUUGAUGACAACUUGGAAUUGGCUGUGGAUGACAGCCAGGAGAUGGGAAUUGAUCCUGCCCGAGAUUUGCAGCAUUCCCAGAUUGUAGUUAGUCUCCCUCUUGUCCUUCAGGCUCGGAAUUCAGAUCCAUGUUUUGAAUUGGCAAUUGGGCAAGAGUUCCCGGAUGUCAUAAGCUGCCGUAGGGCAUUGAGGGAUACUGCUAUUGCCCUUCACUUUGAAAUGCAGACCAUAAAAUCUGACAAGACUCGUUUCACUGCCAAAUGUGCGAGUGAGGGAUGUCCCUGGCGCAUACAUGCAGCAAAGCUCCCGGGUGUUCCAACAUUCACAAUCAGGACCAUCCAUGAGAACCAUACAUGUGGAGGGAUUGCUCAUCUUGGCCAUCAACAGGCCUCUGUGCAGUGGGUGGCAAACUCUGUGGAGCAGCGAUUAAGGGAGAACCCUAACUACAAGCCGAAGGAGAUAUUGGAAGAGAUUCACCGGGUUCAUGGAAUCACCUUAUCUUACAAGCAAGCCUGGCGAGGCAAGGAGCGUAUCAUGGCUGUUGUGCGUGGAUCUUUCGAGGAAGGGUAUCGCUUACUCCCUCAAUAUUGUGAACAGCUUAAGAGGACAAAUCCAGGGAGUAUCGCACAUGUCUAUGGAAACCUAAUAGAUAACUGUUUCCAGCGUCUCUUCAUAUCGUUUCAGGCCUCAAUUUAUGGUUUUCUGAAUGCUUGUCGACCACUCCUGGGGUUAGAUAGGACAUUUUUGAAAAGUAAGUAUCUUGGAACUUUGCUUUUUGCUACUGGUUUUGAUGGUGAUGGUGCUCUGUUUCCUCUGGCAUUUGGUGUUGUUGAUGAGGAGAAUGAUGACAACUGGAUGUGGUUUCUCUCUGAACUUCAUAACCUGCUUGAAAUUAAUACAGAAAACAUGCCAAGGCUUACAAUUUUGUCUGAUAGACAGAAAGGCAUUGUAGAUGGUGUUGAAGCAAAUUUUCCUACUGCUUUUCAUGGAUUUUGCAUGCGUCACUUGAGUGAAAGUUUUCAAAAGGAGUUCAAUAAUACAAUGCUUGUCAACCUUCUAUGGGAAGCUGCUCAUGCCCUGACUGUAAUUGAAUUUGAAGCAAAGAUUCUUGAGAUUGAAGAGGUAUCACAAGAUGCUGCAUAUUGGAUCCGAAGAAUCCCACCUCGAUUGUGGGCAACAGCCUAUUUUGAAGGCACACGAUUUGGGCAUCUAACAGCAAACAUAGUUGAAUCGCUGAAUUCUUGGAUUUUAGAAGCUUCAGGGCUUCCAAUAAUUCAGAUGAUGGAAUGCAUACGGCGGCAGCUUAUGACUUGGUUCAGUGAACGGCGAGAGACAAGUAUGCAGUGGACAUCAAUACUUGUGCCUUCUGCUGAAAGGCGUGUUGCGGAGGCCCUUGAACGUGCACGCACAUAUCAGGUGCUUCGUGCUAAUGAAGCUGAAUUUGAGGUUAUAUCUCAUGAAGGGACAAAUAUUGUUGACAUUCGCAAUCGCUGUUGCCUUUGUCGUGGCUGGCAGUUGUAUGGUUUGCCCUGUGCUCAUGCUGUGGCAGCACUUCUUUCUUGCAGGCAGAAUGUUCAUCGGUUUACUGAGAGCUGUUUCACUGUAGCAACAUAUCGUAAGACGUAUUCUCAAACCAUUCAUCCGAUUCCAGAUAAAAGUCUAUGGAAAGAGUUAUCUGAGGGAGAUCCAAAUGCCAACAAAGUUGAAGUUAUCAUCCACCCACCAAAAUCACUUAAGCCACCCGGUCGACCACGAAAGAAGCGAGUUCGAGCAGAAGACCGUGGCCGUGUGAAGCGGGUUGUACAUUGUAGCCGUUGCAAUCAGACAGGUCAUUUUAGAACAACAUGUGCAGCACCAAUUUAAGCUCUGAUUUUCUAGAAAGCUGAUUUGCUGCUAUAGAACUUGGGUAUGUCCCAUCUAUGCAAAAUUAUUCUUGCUUUCUUUGCUUGUUCAGGUAGUAUUUAUUAGGUAUUAGAUUUGCAGGUAAAUGCUUUGUUCUAUUUCUGUCAUUUAUGUGAAUUAUGCCCUGAAUCAGCUAUCCACUUAUCCUAUACGAAUGCUCCCUUCAAAUACUAUAUAUUAUUGAGGAUCUCUCUCGUGAUUGUAGCUCUUAAUACUAUUUUCUCUACUUGAUCUCAUUUGCUUAUGUGUAUUUUCUCUGCUUGUUGCCCAAACAUAUUAUUUUCUGAGCCAAAAACAGAACAUAUUAUUGAUCCCUGUUAGAAGCUGCCUAGACAAAAAUGAAAAAGAAAGAGAUUCUGAUAUCAUUUAAUACUAAGUGAUUUAGAAGCACCAUAUAAUAAAUCAUUGAAUUAAUGUUUCUCCUUUUUAUAUGCCCUUAAAUUUAUUUGGCUAUACAUUUAAUUUAGCUUUAUUUGAUUAGUAGGUGAGAAUGAAUUCUCAAUGCAUCCUCACGAUGUUUUGGACUAAACCCUUAACAAACAUCCAUUAAUAGAAAAAAUCAAUUGCAUUCUCUAUGGCAAAAUUUUCUUUUACAUAUAGCAAGAGAAACUUAAAAAAAAUCUACUUAACUAAUGUUACUUGGCACAAGAUUUUUCAUU